This is a messenger RNA of Auanema sp. JU1783, 1197 nucleotides long. Lineage: Eukaryota; Metazoa; Nematoda; Chromadorea; Rhabditida; Rhabditidae. The record is from the annotation of a GenBank genome assembly.
AUGUUCAGAAAGCCCAAAAGACCAGUUGCUCAGUCCAGACAAAGAAAUGAUGAAGGUGAAGAAGAGAGCCAGGCUGUAUUAGUGAAGGAUGGAUUACGUAAGAAACGGAGGGAGAAUCCAAUGGUCCAAACGACCAAAAAGAAACGUGAAGAGAAAACGAAUUCGUCCUCUGAUAGCGACAGUGACGGUGCAGAUUUCAGUUUAGAACAUGCUUAUAAAGCGGAUUUAACAGCUGCCAAAGAAGGCCCAAGGGAUAUGGGUGCUACCGCUACUUUGGAUAUUGACACAGAACGAGCUUCUGACGCUCAGUCGCAGUUCGAGAGAGUACAGAAACAGCUGAAAGAAGGCUUAGAAAAAGAUGGAAAAAUAUUGUACAAAGGACAAGCUAUGUAUGGCGCAAAAGAAGCCAAAGACACGGUAAAAGGAAACGCAGCAAGUGGCAUGAACAGAAUAGGUCCGGUGAGAGCGCCGUCUUUUUUGAGACAAACUGUUCGAUGGGAUUAUGCUCCCGAUAUUUGUAAAGAUUACAAGGAGACAGGAUAUUGUACUUUUGGAGACUCAUGUAAAUUCUUGCACGAUCGUUCCGACUACAAACACGGUUGGGAAAUCGAACAAGAUUUCGAAGCCGGAACUUUGAACGAUAUCGACAACACAAAUUAUGAGAUUGAAGAGGAGGUAGAAAGGUUGCCUGAGUCAUGUUACAUAUGCACAAAUCCAUUUGUGGAUCCUGUAGUUACCAGGUGUAAGCAUUAUUUCUGUGAAAGCUGUGCUUUGACAUCAUUUCGGCGAACGAAGAAUUGUCGUGUUUGUGGUGAAAAUACUGGCGGUGUUUUCAACGUGGCUAAAAAUAUAAUUGCUCAAAUGAAAGGGAACUUAAAGGCUCGAGAUAAGGACUCUGACGAAGAAGAUGAGGAAACAGAGGAGGAGACUCCAGCAGAGACUGCUGACACCGCUGAGGAUGAGAACCAAGACGAAGGAAUAGCAGAUGAUAACCAGGAAGCAAUGGAAGAUGAGAGCUAUGAUGAAAAUGGCGCUGAGAAUCCUGAAGAUAGUGAAGAUAAGGAUGAUGGUGAUGAUAACCAAACCGAAGAAGAAAUUCAACACGAGCAGGAAAUUGUCUACGAGGACAUAGGCAGUCAGGAAGACAACGAACCCGAAGAAGAUGGAAACGAUGUUGAAGACGAAGAAGAGGAUUGA